This is a messenger RNA of Acaulospora morrowiae, 722 nucleotides long. Lineage: Eukaryota; Fungi; Glomeromycota; Glomeromycetes; Diversisporales; Acaulosporaceae. The record is from the annotation of a GenBank genome assembly.
CCCAUAUUUCCAUAUGCCAAUUAUUUAGAAGAAUUAUCGGAUUGUAACCUUCGUAACGGGAUUUCCCAAUGGCUGGGUAGCCAAUCGAUCGCUGUCGACUUGCGAAAAAAGGAUUCGGAAUCUUCGUUGAUCUUGGGAUCACUCUGGCAUAUGUUCAUGCGUCAGAGUCGGAAGUUAAAAACAAUAGAGAUUGACGACAAUCUCUGGAGUCCAAACUUUCCUCAAGGUCUUGAAAACAUCAUGAACGCGGAAUCAGCCUUGUCUCAUUCUCGCACAUUUCGAUGUAACAUUGAGUGUCCCUCAAACAAUAAUCACGAAAGCACAAUUCGUCUUUUACGAAUUCUCGCGUCUCUCUGUAGUCAUAUUCAAUGUAUGGAAAUUCUGAUAAUGGGAAAAGUUAACCUCGAAGUGAUCACCUUGAUAAUUGCCCUCAUCCGAUCCCAGGAUCGUCUAACGGAGUUCAAGUUGAAUUUUAGUAAUAGCUAUAUAUAUUCCGCGAGCAUAAUUGAGGCGUUGAAAUUGCAUAAAAAUUGGUUGACUUCAUUGACAUUCACCAGAUUCUCGUUCGAUGAUUUCGCGUUUAUAGGCUUGUUAUCUAACUUUACAAACUUAAGGUCCCUUCAUCUGUCCUGGUGUGAUGGGUUGACCUUGGAUAGUGGUGAGGGAUUAUCAUUGCCAUCCUUGCGUCACUUGGAAAAUCUAUAUCUUGGGUUAAAUGCUUG